AUCAAAGGCGCAAAUCAAGACUCCUCCAGCAGCUUGGAAUUUUAUCUAACUUCAAACAAACCAAUUGCCACUCUAUCAUGACUGAACAAGUCCGAUUUGUCACUUUGGACGUCUUCACGUCACAGCCGUAUGCCGGCAAUCCACUUGCCGUGGUGUUCCUCCCGGACUCAAACAAGCCGGCUCUGACACAACAGCAGAAGCAGUCAAUUGCGCGCGAGUUCAACUUGUCAGAGACCAUAUUUGUCCACGCUGGUAAGGGAGAGAAACGCACUAUCGACAUCUUCACCCCAGACAGCGAACUCCCAUUCGCAGGCCAUCCCACCAUAGGAGCUGCCUGCUGGUUUCUAUAUCUUUCGCCAGACGAAGGAGACAAGGAAGCCGUCAAGGCCCUGACCACCAAGUCGGGGGAUAUCCCCAUAUCGCUGCAAUUGCGACAGCCGUCACCUGCAGUAACUGCUAGAAUCGCACAUAAUACGCGGCUGCACCAGUCCAGAUUUCCGCUCCAGCAACUGCUCCGAUUGCACCCUUUCUUGUCUGGCUUUUUCGGUAUAACCGGUACCGUGGAGCCAGCUUUCCCCAUUUUCUCUAUCGUCAAUGGGAUGAGCCAGGUCCAUGUCGAGCUGCCCUCUCUCGAGGCUCUCGCUGCCGUCACCACGGCCUCGGGAGGUGAGGUUAUCUCUGCGGGCUCUGGCUAUCUGGAUGAAGGUUGGGAUGCAGGUCUCUGUGUGACGUACUUUUAUGUACGCAAUGUCAAGGACCCACAGACUGGUGCAAAUACUAUUCGGACCAGGGCGAUUCUCGGAAACCUAGAAGAUCCAGCAACAGGAAGUGCGGCCAGCGGUCUGGCGGCUUAUCUGUCUUUGAUGGAGGGAAAACCUGGUCAGUAUAAGUACAACAUUGUGCAAGGAGUGGAGAUUGGCAGACGCAGUGAGAUUGGGGUAGAGGUUGUGGUCAACCAGAAUAACAGGAUCGACACUGUUGAGCUUCAGGGAGGCGCUGUCAAGGUAUCCGAAGGAAGCAUUCUACUGCCUCCGAAAUGAGUCAGUGCCUGAUUAGGCGCGAACGGGUUCACUCCUGGGCUGCAAUAUGACGAGAUGGCAAUGCAUGGUUUGUCUGAGCUGCGACGAGUUCUUCGAGUAUUCUGCGCGAUGCUUCUGAUGGUGAGAGCUAGUGAAUGAGAAUGAGCCCACGUGAAGGGCAUACUACUAUUCAAACUUGGUUGUCAGGUAGACUCAAGGCAAUUCACUACAGCUGCUCUCUCAAAACGGAUAUCUCCGGUAACCAUGUACUGUCAUCCUCAGGGUAAACGAUGAUAAAUACUACUGUCCAGCCUGUUCUUUCUCUUUAUCGAUCUCACCAUCUACAUCUCUCUCCACGGCACAUAUUACUAUCUUCAAAACAUAUUAUCUACCCU
Molecule: messenger RNA, 1414 nt
Organism: Aspergillus novofumigatus IBT 16806
Lineage: Eukaryota; Fungi; Ascomycota; Eurotiomycetes; Eurotiales; Aspergillaceae
Product: PhzF family phenazine biosynthesis protein
Exons: 1
Coding region: 78-1040 (320 amino acids)
Biological process (GO): biosynthetic process
Cellular component (GO): cytoplasm
Molecular function (GO): isomerase activity
Source: RefSeq, a predicted model, not a curated record